This is a messenger RNA of Thunnus maccoyii (southern bluefin tuna), 587 nucleotides long. Its product is annotated as proline, histidine and glycine-rich protein 1-like. The transcript is spliced from 2 exons. The coding region runs from base 29 to 349 and encodes 106 amino acids. The record is from RefSeq and is a predicted model, not a curated record. NCBI's taxonomy places the organism in Eukaryota, Metazoa, Chordata, Actinopteri, Scombriformes, Scombridae.
UCCUGGGUACCCAAACCAUCCUCAGCAGAUGCCAGGAGGAUAUCCUCCCCAGUAUCCCCCAGGCACCGCCCCACCACCACACUACCCUCCUCAGCCCCACGGUCCACAAGGAGGCUACCCACCCGGGCCUGGUUAUGGUCACGGCCAGGGCCACGGACAUGAGCAGGGCCACGGACACGGGCAAGGUCACGGACAAUGCCAUGGACAGGGCCACGGACACGAGCACAAGCACAAGAACAAGCACGGGCACGAGCACAAACACAAGCACAAGCAUGGUCACAAGAAAGGAAAGGGCGGCCACGGGUCCUCCAGCAGCUCCAGCAGCUCCAGCGGCAGUGACUCUGACUAGAUGAAGAUUCCUGGAUGUGAAAAGAAUCCUCCUUAAUUAAUUACUUGUAUAUACAGAAGAAUAAAAUGUUGUUGUAGUCCUCCAGCAGCUCCUGCAGCAGUGACUCCGACUAGAUGAGAAGAGAAACGAGACAAGUUGCCACCUGGAAACCUUCAUCCUUCUACCUUUUAUUAUAAUCAUCAGACAUUGUGUUUGCUUUUAAUAGUUAAUGCUGUGGGAUGAUGAUCAUAAUUGUUCC